Messenger RNA from Mesorhabditis spiculigera, 483 nucleotides. The record is from the annotation of a GenBank genome assembly. NCBI's taxonomy places the organism in Eukaryota, Metazoa, Nematoda, Chromadorea, Rhabditida, Rhabditidae.
AUGUCGUACGAUCUCGCAUCGGCUGAACGAGCCGCCUAUGCUCCCUUCUUCGGCUACAUGGGAGCAGCUUCGGCGCAGAUCUUCACCGUGCUCGGCGCAGCAUACGGCACCGCCAAGUCGGCCGUAGGCAUCUCAUCGAUGGGCGUGAUGAGGCCCGAGCUGAUCAUGAAGUCCGUCAUCCCCGUCAUUAUGGCUGGUAUCAUCGGUAUCUACGGUCUCGUCGUGGCGAUGGUGUUGAAGGGCAAAGUUCAAGCGUCGUCAGAAGGAUACAACCUCAACAAAGGCUUCGCCCAUCUCGCCGCCGGCUUGACGUGUGGACUGUGCGGUCUCGGCGCCGGCUACGCAAUUGGCAUCGUCGGAGACGCUGGCGUGCGCGGAACUGCCCAACAGCCCCGCCUGUUCGUCGGAAUGAUUUUGAUUCUCAUCUUCUCCGAAGUGCUUGGUCUCUAUGGUAUGAUUGUUGCCCUUAUCCUUGGAACCUCC